UGGUUGCAAUUCUCAAGAUGACUCUUUUUUUUUUCUUUUUAAGAUACGAAAUGUUUCUGAAAAAAUUUCUCGGCCCUCUGUCUUCAUUGAUCUGUAUAUGUUUUUGAGAUAUGCUACUAUUUUGAGGUGGCUAUAAAUCUUUAGCUCUCAGGAUUUUGUGGAUUUUGUGUUUGCUUGAUGGGGUAUUCAGCAUUCGAUUUAUUCUGCCCAUCUGUGCCGUUUGUUUGAACCAUAUCAACCUUCUUAGGGUUUGAUGAUAGGAUCACGGUGGAAAUUUUCUUAGGAUUAACGGACCAUUUUGUCCUUUUUGGGAAAGUUGGGUUAAAAAAUGUUGGCUUUCACAUAAUUUCUUCGUUCUGGAUGAGUACUUAUAUAUUCACUGAUUGUGCGGAACCCGUGAGUUGCAAUGCCUGCUUCUGUUUGUAGGGAGUUUUAAGUGAUCUUGCAUCGCAUGGAAAAUUUGUUACUUUUUCUUUUUUCUGUUUAACAAAAUUUCAUCGUUGGGUUUACUACUGCUGAGAUGAAAUAUCUGUGUAAAUCUGCAAAGCAUGUAGAACUUUGAGUGUGCUUUUGGAGUUAGCAAUUGGUAAGCAGAAUAUGAUAUUUUAUAUGAUACCGGAAUAUAUGGGUAUACCUUCUGUUUGCUUUACUCUCUCUUAGUGUUGUUGUGAUGUAUAGGACUGUUUUCUUUAUUUCCGUUUAUGGUCCUGCAUUGCUUUACCUAGCAGUCUACAACAAACAUUUGAAUUGUGGCUAAGGCAAACUCCUGAUGUGUACUCAUAAAAUACACGGACUAUAAAUAACCUGUGGCUAUGCAUUUUUCCUCUCCUCAAGUUCAGACUUAAUAUGACCCCAUCUAAAAAAGUAUUUCCUUCUAACUCUACUAUGGCUGGAGAAACAUCAUGGGUCAGCCACUACUGUGAUGACUCAACGAAGGAGGCCAAAGAGUGUAAUUCAUUUCUAGAAAUUGGUGAUGAAGAUGAUAAUGGAGCUGUCGCUUUUUUGCUGGAUUUGAAUAUGAUUUUGCCUGAUGAGUUAUUGGAACGAAUCCUAGCCUAUCUCCCCAUUGCCAGCAUUUUCAGAGCAGGUUCUGUGUGUAAACGGUGGCAUGAGAUUGUUACAUCAGAAAGGUUUUUCUGGCACCUUUCACAUGUACUCCCACACAAGCCUUGGUAUUUUAUGUUUACAAGCUCUAAUGAACCAGUUGGUUAUGCUUUUGACCCCAUCCUUCGGAAAUGGUACAGCAUGAAACUUCCCUGCAUUGAAACUUCCAAUUGGUCCAUUGCUUCAUCAUGUGGCCUGGUUUGCUUCAUGGACAAAGAUAGUGGAAGUGAAUUACGUGUUUGCAACCCCAUUACUAGAUGUUCCAGAAAGCUUGAAGAGCCCCCGGUUUUGAAAUUUUCUGAUUACAGUGCAUUAGCAAUCUCAGUGAACAGGGAAUCACACAGUUAUAACAUUGCAAUCAUAAGAUCAAAGCAAGUCCCUGAAAAUUUUUCCCAAUGGGACAUCUCAAUUCUUAUAUACAAUUCAGAAAGAGUGACCUGGCUGACUACUUUAACAGAGGUGUUGAAUGGGUGGAGAGGUGGUGAGGAGAGUGUAAUAUGCAAUGGAGUGCUUUACUUUUUAGUUUACUCAACUGGGGGUGUUCUGCCAGAAAAUCGCCACGCCCUAAUUGCAUAUGACAUCUCCAACCGUUCUACUCAUGGCACCUUGAUGAGGAGCUUUAUUCCAGUACCUUGUUCUCUAACAUGUGGCCGUCUGAUGAAUCUGAAGGAGAAGCUUGUAAUGGUGGGAGGAAUUGGUAAACAAGAUCAUCCUGACAUAAUAAAGGGGAUUGGUAUUUGGGUUCUAAAUGAUAGGAAAUGGGAUGAGAUUGCUAGAAUGCCUCACAGGUUCUUCCAAGGAUUUGGAGAGCUUGAUGAUGUCUUCGCUAGCAGUGGUACGGAUGAUCUGAUAUACAUUCAAAGUUAUGGAGCUCCAGCGCUUCUGAUAUUUGACAUAAACCAUAAGCAAUGGAAAUGGUCGCAGAAGUGUCCGGUGACGAAAAGGUUUCCACUGCAGCUUUUCACUGGCUUUUGCUUUGAGCCCAGACUUGAAAUUGCUCCGUAGUUUGUUUCUCAUACGACCAACAGCUACCAUUGACAGAUUUGUCAGGAGGUUUCCGUUCUUUACUGUCUAAGUGCAAAUUUAAUAUGAUUUGGAUGAUCCCAACAGUUCAUACAAAGUGUACUUGCUUAAAAAGCUCUUUAUUCAUGGAUACUGCAAUAUUAUUAAUAGAAUUUAAAAAUAUUACAGAGCUUUGUUGCUGUUCCUUAUUCUAUUUGUACUGUUCCUCCAAUAAAAAUGACGACUUUCUUCACU
Neltuma alba is the source of this 2361-nucleotide messenger RNA. Its product is annotated as F-box/kelch-repeat protein At3g61590-like. The transcript has 3 exons. The record is from RefSeq and is a predicted model, not a curated record. Bases 847 to 2109 code for a protein of 420 amino acids. NCBI's taxonomy places the organism in Eukaryota, Viridiplantae, Streptophyta, Magnoliopsida, Fabales, Fabaceae. Gene Ontology annotation, molecular function: protein binding.